CCCUCCGCACUCCACUGCUCCUUGGCUCCUCCGCACUGCUCCUCCGGUCACCCCCAUGGGACAUGGUGACUUCUACCGCUACUGCUCCUCGCCUCCUCCCCUGACUGGCUAGGUCUUCUUCCUCCUUGGAUCCUCCCAUCUCCACUAGUCCCCUACUUCCCUGGCUCCUUGAUAAACUACCAGUGCAAGUGGAUCUGCAGUCUAUAGCAGCAAAUUCGUGGGGGUUGCCAAAUUUGUGGGGGAUCUGUAGCCUAACAGGGUAGCAAUGGGGAGAAACAGAGCAACAACUAUGCAUUCAUUUUUCAAAAGAAAAAGAGAUGACACAUCUGUUGAAGUUGAAGGUCUUUUGCCUCUUGAACCUCUACCAUUGGCAUUGCUUGAACAAGAGUAUCAUACUGAGAAUGAAGAACAACAUCAAACUGAAAAUGAAGAAGCAGAACAGCUGAGUGAAAAUGACGAACGACAAACAAAUGAGCCUAUCAUAUUUCGAGGUGUCGAGUUCUUGCAGAGAGAUCCUGCAUCGCGACCACAAAUUUGGCAAUAUCCACCUAAUGUGAGAGAUGAAGUGCGAAGAGCAUACAUGCAACUAGGUCCUAUGCAGCCAAAACUGAAUGAGUACAAACCUUCUGGAAAACCUGGGCAUCAACGGCGUUUCCAAUUCAGUUGGUUCAAGGAUUUUCCAUCAUGGUUAGAAUAUUCUACUAGCAGCCAUCGUGCUUAUUGUUUUUACUGCUUCCUAGGCAACAAAAACAUCAAGAAACGAAGUGGUUUUGAUGUGUUUUCUGCUCAUGGCUUUGACCAUUGGAAAAAAGUUAAAAAUGGAGAAAGGUGUGCAUUCUUGUCUCAUGUUGGAUGUAGUCCUUGUUCACACCACAACAAUACAGUGAGAGAUUGUCAUGCUAUCUUGGAUCAACCAACCCACAUAGUAAACGUUAUGGAGGUUCAAGACAACAAGGAGAAAGAGAGAGAUACUUUGCGGUUAAGAACAUCAAUUGCAGUUGUGAAGUGGCUCACCUUCCAGUCUUGUGCUUUCAGAGGCCAUGAUGAGACACCCGAGUCAAGAAAUCGAGGGAACUUCAUUGAAUUGAUAAAGCUUCUCGCAGAAUUCAAUCCUGAAAUCGCAGCUGUAGUUUUAGAGAAUUCUCCUAGGUGUAGCAAAUACACAUCCCAUCAAAUUCAACAGGAGAUAUUGAGUAUUUAUGCACUGAAGGUUAGGCAGUAUAUCCGCCAAGAGAUUGGUGAUUCAAAAUUCUCUAUUCUAGUGGAUGAAACAUGUGAUGCUUCUAAAAGAGAGCAAAUGGCAGUAGUGUUCAGAUUCCCCGAUAAAGAAGGUUUGUUACAAGAACGCUUCUUUGAUCUGAUACAUGUAAAGAACACCAAAGCACUAACAUUAAAGGAAGAGUUGUCUGCUUUAUUGUCCAAUAAUGGCUUUGAUGUUCAAAAUUUGCGUGGCCAAGGAUACAAUGGGGCUAGCAACAUGAAGGGUGAGUUCAAUGGAUUACAAGCACUUUUCCUCAAAGAUUGUCCGUAUGCUUAUUAUGUACACUGCUAUGCACAUCGCCUGCAAUUUGCCCUUGUUGCUGCAGCAAGAGAUGUUGUUCCUAUUAGCCAAUUUUUCCAGAAACUUCUCUACAUCAUAAACAUUGUUGACCCAUCGUCAAAGCGACAUGAUGAGCUACAUGAUGCCCAAGUUGUUGAGAUUGCACGUCUACUUGCAAUUGAUCAGAUUGAGACAAGCAAAGGGGGGAAUUAGAUCAAAGCAUUAAAGCGUCCAGGAGACACUCGAUGGGGGUCACACUUGGGUUCUAUAUCUAGCCUUAUGGAUAUGUUCAACGCAAUAAGUUCUACUCUACAAACUAUAGCUUCUGAUGCUUCUGCUGGUACACACCGAGCUGAUGCAGAUACUGCUUACAACUACUUGAUCGAUUUUGAGUUUGUGUUUGGCCUAUGUAUGAUGAGAGAGAUAUUGGAGAUCAGUGAAGAGCUUGGGAAAGCUUUGCAAAAGAAAAGACAGGAUAUAGUGAAUGCUAUUCGUUUAGUUUCAUCCACAAAGGCCCUUCUAGAAAAACUGAUAUCAGAUAAUGGUUGGGAUGAUUUUUUUACUACUGUUGUUGA
Molecule: messenger RNA, 2115 nt
Organism: Triticum dicoccoides
Lineage: Eukaryota; Viridiplantae; Streptophyta; Magnoliopsida; Poales; Poaceae
Product: zinc finger MYM-type protein 1-like
Exons: 3
Coding region: 266-1753 (495 amino acids)
Source: RefSeq, a predicted model, not a curated record